Piliocolobus tephrosceles (Ugandan red Colobus) is the source of this 2564-nucleotide messenger RNA. RefSeq names its product G protein subunit beta 5 (gene GNB5). Gene Ontology annotation, molecular function: protein binding. Bases 117 to 1034 code for a protein of 305 amino acids. Gene Ontology annotation, biological process: signal transduction. The transcript is spliced from 10 exons. NCBI's taxonomy places the organism in Eukaryota, Metazoa, Chordata, Mammalia, Primates, Cercopithecidae. The record is from RefSeq and is a predicted model, not a curated record.
GAGGGCGGGACCGUGGGGCGGCGCUCCGGGCCAGGGACGGCAGCUGGAGCGGCGCCCACCGCGGCUCAGCGCAUCCCCGCUCUCCGCUUCCCUCCCCGCCGCGUCCCCGCGCGAAGAUGGCAACCGAGGCGCUGCACGAGAACGAGACGCUGGCGUCGCUGAAGAGCGAGGCCGAAAACCUCAAGGGCAAGCUGGAGGAGGAGCGGGCCAAGCUGCACGACGUGGAGCUGCACCAGGUGGCGGAGCGGGUAGAGGCCCUGGGGCAGUUUGUCAUGAAGACCAGAAGGACCCUCAAAGGCCAUGGGAACAAAGUCCUGUGCAUGGACUGGUGCAAAGAUAAGAGGAGGAUCGUGAGCUCGUCACAGGAUGGGAAGGUGAUCGUAUGGGAUUCCUUCACCACGAACAAGGAGCACGCGGUCACUAUGCCCUGCACGUGGGUGAUGGCAUGUGCUUAUGCCCCGUCGGGAUGUGCCAUUGCUUGUGGUGGUUUGGAUAAUAAGUGUUCUGUGUAUCCCUUGACGUUUGACAAAAAUGAAAACAUGGCUGCCAAAAAGAAGUCUGUUGCUAUGCACACCAACUACCUGUCGGCCUGCAGCUUCACCAACUCUGACAUGCAGGGAUGUGACAAGAAAGCCAUGGUGUGGGACAUGCGCUCCGGUCAGUGCGUGCAGGCCUUUGAAACACACGAAUCUGACAUCAACAGUGUCCGGUACUACCCCAGUGGAGAUGCCUUUGCUUCAGGGUCAGAUGAUGCUACGUGUCGCCUCUAUGACCUGCGGGCAGACAGGGAAGUCGCCAUCUAUUCCAAAGAGAGUAUCAUAUUUGGAGCAUCCAGCGUGGACUUCUCCCUCAGUGGUCGCCUGCUGUUUGCUGGAUACAAUGAUUACACUAUCAACGUCUGGGAUGUUCUCAAAGGGUCCCGGGUCUCCAUCCUGUUUGGACAUGAAAACCGCGUUAGCACUCUACGAGUUUCCCCCGAUGGAACUGCUUUCUGCUCAGGAUCAUGGGAUCAUACCCUCAGAGUCUGGGCCUAAUCAUCUCACAGUGCACUCAUGUAUACCUGAGAAUUUGAAAUCUUCACAUGUAAAUAGAUAUUACUUCUAGAGGAGCUUAGAGUUUACUGCGGUUUAGCUUAGGGGAGCAACUCAUGGCUCACAGGUCACUAAGCGUCUCCAAUAUGACUAUUAAAACUGUCACCUCUGGAAAUACACUAGUGUGAGCCUUCAGCACUGCGAGAAUACCUUCAAGUACAGUAUUUUUCUUUUGGAACACUUUAAAAUGUAUCUGUUUUUAAGGUUAUUCUAAAUUAUAGUAGCCUCAACUCAUUCUGUCACCAGUAGAAUUCAGCAGUUAAUAUAGUCCGUAUUAUUUCUUUGAGUCAAUUCAUUUUCAGAGCACUUUAAAGUCUGAUAUUUCUUGUGCACUGUGAUGCCUGGAACCUUCCUCUGGAAGUGCUGGUUUUAUGGACUGAGGACUGGUAACUGGUCUGGAUAGAAGCAAAUUCCAAUUCCAAAUGUAAUCAGACAAAAAUCACUUUUUUUAGAAUGUUUUUAUUGUAAAAGUGUCUUUUUCAGCUUCCUGUUCUAUUGUCUUUUCUCGGAUAAAACAUUUUUGUCUAUGGUGAACUGCUGUAAAUGAUGCAGAGAAAUGCCUCAAAAGGACAGGUGGUUUGACUGCUGAAUGAUGAUGAUGUCACUGUGUCACUUGGACAGGGCGUUUUCUCUGAAUUGAAAGGAAUGCCAGUGCUGUUUGUAAACAAAUGCUUCUGAGAGCAAGCAAAACUCUGUGUGGGAACACAGGAUAGUAAACUUAUUUAAAAACCUAUUAGUAAAAUUAGUGGAAACACUUAGGUUAAAGUGGAUCUUGUCCAUAUAAAUUAUAUUCAUAUGUAUUGCAUUGCAAUUAUAAUUACAUAUGCAGAUUGAUUGAUAGUCAUGAAUAAUAAUGUCUGCUUCUCUUACAUAGAAAGAAAAACAAUAUUAAAAGAAGAUCUUCUCCUUAUUUGAGACUCAGAAUUCCUUCUGGAAGAAGGAAGUACUUUUUGGUAUAGGAUCCCUUUUCCUUUUUUGGUUUUUUUGUAAGAUGUAGAUGCUUAUUCUUUGCUUUGGAAAACUUCUCAUUUAAAAAGAUGGCACGCAUUAUUAUCUAGGGGAAUAAAAGGUCACCUCAGACACCAGAGGUCAUUCCUGGUGAGGCCUGCCCUGUGUCCUCGUGGGCGGCCUGGGGUCUGCUGGCAGGUUCUGGCUGCGCCUGAAAGCUGCGUGCACCCUGCCCCUUGGACCGUCGGGUCUCCUCUCCUGGUCCUGCUCCAGCCCAGCCCUUCUUCUAGUGGUAGCUCUGGCUUUGCAAGCCCAGCUCCAGGCCCUGCUCCUCAGAGAGACUCUUCCAGAGCUUGAGCUGGGCACACCCAUAGGACAGGCCUGGACCAGAUGCUCCAGGGGUGUGCCAGGCCCACCCUCACAGCUGCUUGUUCAGGUAUUGUGAUGGGCCACUCGGUCCAAAAUCAGCCAGGCCAGCUUUUCCAUCAUCCCACUUCAAAUAAACAUUAAUAAUUUGAACAUUUG